AUGGCUUUCCACUGGUCAACGCCCUCACGGGCCAUCGCCGUGGCUCCUGUGCUGACACAAAGCAUUUCGAUGGCCGCAGCGGACAAUAAUUUCCCGCAGUACGUCAACAUCAGUAUCAUUUUCCCCCGUAACGAAACCUACGACUCGACGUCCGGUAUCUUAACGGUCAUUUUUUCGUUGACAAACAAGGCGAACGCAAUCAACCUGUACCCUGACAUGAGCGUGAACAUCUCCCGCAGCAGCGGCGAAGGGAACAACACACAAGUGCAGACAGAAUUGUUUCUCGACAACCCCCAGCAACUGUCUCCCAACUCGAUUGGCCAUGUCACCACCAGCGACGACAACGUUUACCUUUACACUGCUUUGCCGGCCAUGCUGGGGUACGAGGGCACCUUUCACGUGGACUACUCUAUCUCUCUCGCGGCAAUGGUGGCCAGCAAUGACACCCGCGGCUUUGUCUCGGCUGUCGACACGCCCGCGAGUUACGGAAGCUUUGGCUUUACGCUGAAAAGGGGUGCCGGGGCAUCGCUCGCCGACCUCGUCACCGGUACGGCCAACACGUCGUGUGCCAACGUGCCCUUUGCGUGGCCGGUCUCUGUCGUCGGUAUAGAGGACGAAGGCUGCAAAUUGCAUGUCAACAGUGUUCCGGGGGUCACGUGUGCGUAUCUAGACAGCACCACUCUCGGUAUCGUGGCCGACUACGACGAGGACAAGCCCUUUGUGAACAUGACCACAACCACCUUCGGUUGUGCGCCGACAAUGGAUGCCGCCGCCUCCACCACCGUGGUGUCUGGGAUCUGGAACGCGUCCUGUAUCCACUCGGGCAACAUCUCCUGCCCUGCAAAUAUCCCUGGAGCACCGCACAGCAACCUGGCAACCAUCUCCGCGCCGAGCUUGGCGGCAGCAAUGGCCGUCGUCUUGGGGGCUAUGGCGGGUGCGAUGCUCCAUUGA
This is a messenger RNA of Sporothrix schenckii 1099-18, 951 nucleotides long. RefSeq lists its product as uncharacterized. The transcript has a single exon. NCBI's taxonomy places the organism in Eukaryota, Fungi, Ascomycota, Sordariomycetes, Ophiostomatales, Ophiostomataceae. Bases 1 to 951 code for a protein of 316 amino acids. The record is from RefSeq and is a predicted model, not a curated record.